Messenger RNA from Coregonus sp. 'balchen', 16705 nucleotides. Lineage: Eukaryota; Metazoa; Chordata; Actinopteri; Salmoniformes; Salmonidae. The record is from the annotation of a GenBank genome assembly.
ACACCAGGCAUACCAAGAGUGGCGUUCGCUUCCGUGUUUGUGCGAUUAGCAGUCUAGACCAGCCGGUGGAUCAGGGAGGUUUGGUGUUUCAUUCAUUCGGAGGAAUUAAUACAAAAUCAGCGAACAUGUCAUAUGAAUUGAGUAAGUUGUUUAAUUUAUUUUGCUUUUUGAAACAAUAUACAAUAAAGAUGGACCUUUAAUCGCUUCCUCAGAACAAAUGAAGACGUGCUUCACUACAGAGAGAAGCAGCUAGCUAGCUAGCUAGUUUGCUACGUGUGUAUUGCACAAACCUCGCCCAAUCUGCAUUUUCAAUCACAUUUCCUGUCUUGAAAGACAUCACACCACUGUGAAGGUUCCUGUGUAUAAAUAGCCACGCAUUCGUAAUUUAGUUGAUUUUCCUCUUAUUGGAUGGAGCUUGAACGUGAACCUACUCAGUUUUGAAAUAGCCAUACGAAAAACCAAGGCAUUGUUAUGACAUGUCACAGAAUGUGGGUGGUUGUGCGUGCUUUUAGCAAGUACAUUAUACGGUCGCGCGCAUAGUUGAUAUUUUACAUUGAUCUGCUAAAGUGUAAUUAAUCAACUAAAAGCAGAGGUAGAUGUCGGCCUAUUUAGUUAUUGUCUUUGUGACAGACUGCUAUUUACAAUAUGCAUUUCAAUGGCCUGGCAUCAUUACAUGAUACUAACCCUUUACAUUAUACAAGUUAUAGUGUAAUUCAGUUUGUAUUAGUUGAAGUACAGUUCUGUAAUAAUAAUAAAUAAUAAUAUGCCAUUUAGCAGACGCUUUUAUCCAAAGCGACUUACAGUCGUGUGUGCAUACAUUUUUGUGUAUGGGUGGUCCCGGGGAUCGAACCCACUACGUUGGCGUUACAAGCGCCGUGCUCUACCAGCUGAGCUACAGAGGACCACGUAAUCGUUGUGUGGGUUAUUUACCUACCAAAUAGGCCAAUGCCUAGACUAACCUAGACCAUGCCUAUAACCAGAUAACAAUAAUAACACACUUUUCCGUGUCAUUCACACAGAGCAUGUAUUUGCCAGCCUCCCACAAAUGGAACGAGGUGUUGCCAAAGUCCUAGGUGGGGAUCCCAAAGGCAACAACUUCCUCUAUACCAAUGGAAAGAGCGUCAUCAUCAGGAACAUUAAUGUAAUUCCUUCAAUGAAAUCAACAUAUCACCUGACACAUUGUUCACAGCUGAUAACCUAAAACUCAUAGGCCUAUAUCUGAGUGUGUUCAUGUAGAGUAAAAUAUGUGAUUUGGGCUGCCUGGUCAGAUUUAUUAUAGGAUAUCAUCUCUUCCCCAGUCUAUAUUGCAGCUGUGUGCAUUUUAAAAGUAUUCUUGGGAUGUGUGUGUGUGUGACAACCUGUACUAAUGUUAGAGUUUUGCUUAAUCUCUGACAGAACCCUGCCAUAGCUGAUAUCUACACCGAGCACCCUCAUCAGGUUACUGUCGCCAAGUACGCGCCCAGUGGCUUCUACAUUGCUUCUGGAGGUAGCUAUGGGUUAUCAUGUCUUAUCAUGCUUCAGAUGCCAAGAAACGUGAAAGCUUUUCAAAUUCACUCGCUUCUCUUCUGUCAAUGGAUUUGUCGUCUACAUUGUGAAUGGUGAAAAGACCAGACAUAGACAUUUGCAUCUACCUAGAGUCCUCUCAUGCGUGUAUAUUCUGUGGAGAAUAUGUAAUUUGCAUAGAGCCAAAUGGGCAGAGAUCAUUUUCAUGGUAGUGAUACCAAAUCUGCAACGUUCAAAUGUAAUGUUUCCUACAGAUGUGUCUGGUAAGAUCCGUAUCUGGGACACUACCCAGAAGGAACACCUGCUGAAGUAUGAGUACCAGCCUUUCGGGGGGAAAAUCAAGGACAUCGCAUGGACUGAGGACAGCAAAAGGAUUGCUUGUGUAGGAGAGGGACGUGAGAAGUGAGUCUAUAGGGCCUAGUGCAGACCACAAGCAGGACAGGGAAAUGGAGCCUGCACACUUACCUUCCAAAUAAGCUCUCAGGUUUUGCUAACAGUGCAGUACAACAAUGGUUGUAUGUCAUUGACGAUUGUAUAAGCUUUAGGUCAGCGGUCAUCAACACGUCACCUGGAGAAUUACAGGGUGUGCAGGCUUUUUUCUAGAAACAUGAUUAACUGAAUCAGGUUUGUGUUCAGUAGGCAUAAGACAAAAUGUUUUGAAACAGAAAAACAAAAAUAAGCAUUAUUGUGUAAAUUCAGGCGAUAAUCUAUCUGUAUUAUUUUUUCCUUUCAUGUCCGCUGAACACAACCCAGCAUGUUGGUGCUUGGCUGGAACAAACGCUUACCUCUCUUGAAACAGUAGUGGCCAACCCUGUUCUUAAAGUGAACAUCCCAGUAUCUGACAUAAAUUCAGUAUGCCAGUAUGUGACAUCAUGUCUAAGACCUUUUUUAAAUGAGAUAUUUGCAAAAGUAUUUUUCUUAUUGGAUAAGGGGAAUUUCGCGUUUAACCAAGCACUUGUGAAUGACCAGUCGAUAUUUGGUUCUGGCUGUAUAGAUUUAGUAAAUGUUUUGUCAUGUCCUGUCCCACUUUUGUAAAUGUUUGUUCUUCCUCCCAGGUUUGGGGCUGUGUUCCUGUGGGACACUGGCUCCUCUGUGGGAGAGCUCUCGGGCCACUCCAAAGUCAUCAACAGCGUGGACAUCAAGCAGACUCGCCCCUACCGCCUGGUCUCUGGCAGCGAUGACAACUGUGGGGCCUUCUUUGAGGGACCCCCUUUCAAGUUCAAGUUCUCAAUCACAGUGAGUGUGUGAUAUUCCUGGAAAAAAAUAAUAAUAAUAAUUGGAACUGGUUCUCAAUGUCCAUCAGGGUGUGUGGUUGGGAGGGAAUUGUCUACAGAUCUCUAACUUAUUUUCAUGAGUAUUGCCUUGUGAUACUAUAGACCGGAUUCACUUGGGGGGGAAUUCCAACUCGAGUUAAGCGGAAAUGGAACGUAAUUCCCUUUUUUAUGGACUUUUCUCUCUACUUCUGACCUUUAACUUAAGCAUGGGAAUAGCAUGGUAUUCACCUGCUAUUCAUUUGGGGGUGUAGAUCAAGUAAAUAAAGGUGUGGUAGAGGUGUGUCUACAGAUACGCUGUAUUCUGAACUUAAUUCCUAAUAAUUCCACCACCUUAACACAUGAGGAAACAAUGAAUAAGGUUUAGCGAACCUACCAGUUCCAAGUGGGUAAAGCAUCCCAUCUACUUAAUUUCCCCUGACAUAAAUAACACCAUUCUCAAUGCACUGUCAUUUACAACUUGAUAAGAACUCUUGACAAGAGCUUUUAUUCUGAAAGGGAUUACAUUUUCUUUGUCUUCAAUCUAUACACAAUACCCCAUAAUGACGAAGCAAAAACUGGUUUGUAGAAAUCUUUGCAAAUUUGCUAACAGAACUGAAAUAUCACAUUUACAUAAGAAAUCAGACCCUUUACUCAGUACUUUGUUGCAGUGCCUUUGGCAGCGAUUACAGCCUCGAGUCUUCUUGGGUAUGACGCUACAAGCUUGGAACACCUGUAUUUGGGGAGUUUCUCCCAUUCUUCUCUGCAGAUCCUCUCAGUCUGUCAGGUUGGAUGGGGAGCGUCGCUGCACAGCUAUUUUCAGGUCUCUCGAGAUGUUCAUGUCCAGGCUCUAGCUGGGCCACUCAAGGACAUUCAGAGACUUGUCCCGAAGCCACUCCUGCGUUGUCUUGGCUGUGUGCUUAGGGUCAUUGUCCUGUUGGAAGGUGAACCUUCACCCCAGUCUGAGGGCUCUGGAGCAGGUUUUCAUCAAGGAUGUCUCUGUACUUUGCUCCGUUCAUCUUUCCCUCGAUCCUGACUAGUGUCCGAGUCCCUGCCGCUGAAAAACAUCCCAACAACAUGAUGCUGCCACCACAAUGCUUCACCGUAGGGAUGGUGCCAGGUUUCCUCCAGACGUGACGUUUGGCAUUCAGGCCAAAGAGUUCAAUCUUGGUUUCAUCAGACCAGAGAAUCUUGUUUCUCAUGGUCUGAGAGUCUUUAGGUGCCUUUUGGCAAACUCCAAGCGGGCUGUCAUGAGGAUGAGGAGUGGCUUCUGUCUGGCCACUCUACCAUAAAGGCCUGCUUGGUGGAGUGCUGCAGAGAUGGUUGUCCUUCUAGAAGGUUCUCCCAUCUCCACAGAGGAACUCUGGAGCACUGUCAGUGACCACCUCCCUGACCAAGUCCCUUCUCACCCGAUUGCUCAGUUUGGCCGGGCGGCCAGCUCUAGGAAGAGUCUUGGUGUUUCCAAACUUCUUCCAUUUUAAGAAUGAUGGUGGCCACUGUGUUCUUGGGGACCUUCAAUGCCUCUACACAAUCCUGUCUCAGAGCUCUACUGACAAUUACUUCGACCUCAUGGCUUGGUUUUUGCUCUGACAUGCACUGUCAACUGUGGGACCUUAUAUAGCCUCAGGAUCUCAUGGUAUCACUGUGCAUUAAAAUUGCCAUAGAUAAAAUGCAAUUGUGUUUGUUGUCUGUAGCUUAUGCCUUCCCAUACCAUAACCCCACCGCCACCAUGGGGCACUCUGUUCUCAACGUUGACAUCAGUAAACCGCUAGCCCACAUGACACCAUACACGCUGUCUGUCAUCUGCCCGGUACAGUUGAUACCGGAAUUAAUCCGUGAAGAGCACACUUCUCCAGUGGCCAUCGAAUGUGAGCAUUUACCCAAUGAAGUCGGUUGCGACGCCAAACUGCAGUCAGGUCAAGACCCUGGUGAGGACGACGAACAUGCAGAUGAGCUUUCCCGAGGUGGUUUCUGACAGUUUGCGCAGGUGAAGAAGCUGAUGUGGAGGUCCUGGGCUGGUGUGGUUACACCUGGUCUGUGGUUGUGAGGCCGGUUGAACAUACUACCAAAUUCUCUAUAAACAACAUUUGAGGCGGCUUAUGCUAGAGAAAUUAACAUUCAGUUCUCUGGCAACAGCUCCAAUUGCAUGCGCCCUCAAACUGAGUCAUCUGUUGCAUUGUGUUGUGUGACAAAACUACACAUUUUAUAGUGGCCUGUUAUUGUCCCUAGCACAAGGUGCACCUGUGUAAUGAUCAUGCUUUUUAAUCAGCUUCUUGAUAUGCCACACCUGUCAGGUGGUUGGAUUAACUUGGCAAAUGAGAAAUGCUCACUAACAGGGAUGUAAACAAAUUUGUGCACAAUUUGAGAAGGUGUUUGUGCAUAUGGAACAUUUCUGGGAUGUUUUAUUUAUACUCAUGAAACAUGGGACUAACAUUGUACAUGUUGCGUUUAUAUUUUUGUUCAGUAUAGAUCUAUUUAACCUUAUCGCUGGAGACUGUGAAACUGAAGCAUAUCAACUUUCCCACAGUAAACUUUAUGAAAUUCCGUGCCGUUAUGCAACAUUUAAAUUGUACGGCCUUUUAACUUGCAGGGAUGAGCACUCUCGAAUGUCUUAAUUAUAGGCUACCCCAACUUUCUGUUUCCUAUUUCUCAUGUUAAAGAUUAGCCACUAUCAGUAUCGACCAUCAGUAGGACUAAUGACCACACAUAUUCAACUGCCAAUUUACUGUUAGUUCCCUUCAGUUGUUAUAGUCUACAUUAUCGUUACAUUGUUUAGUGUACCUUCAUUUGCUUCCUCUCUAAACACUGUCCCGGCUGUGUGGUUGUUGCUGAGGAUCAUUAGUAACAGUUGAUGAUAUUUUUAAAAAGACAUGUAGGCUAGCUAAAUAAAUAGUUAUGGAGCACAGACAAGCCGUAACAGUUUGAACCAUAUGCAUUGCGCAAUACUUGGCCGUGUCAUCACACAGUUUCAUGGUCAGUGCUAGCAAUAGAUGAGGGUAUACUAUUGUACACUAUUCUCCCUAUUAUAAUUCUAUGUACACUAAUCUUCCAACAUUACCAUGGGUUGAAGAACCGUGUCAAUUUUCAGAAUGACUCAAACCACCGUUUUUGUGCGUAAACGCUCUCCAACCCUGUUUAUUUUUAUUCAUAAAUACUUUCAUAAACCUAAACCACAAUAUCAGAGUAUUAUUAAAUAUACCAAUUUGGUGCUGAAGCAGAUUAAUAUGGAUUUCUAUUCAUUCAUCCCUAAUAUUCGGAACCUGUUCUCUUGAUUUUUAUAUUCUAUUGAGCAUCAACAAAAUUCUAACUGAAAGGUACACCGUAUUUAAAGGGAUGACUUAAGAUAAAUGUACUGAGAACCCUAUUGAUUGAAAUCUCCACAAUAAAAUAUGUUGGCCAGCAAGUGGGAGGGUUUUCAGCGGUUGAAUGGUAACCACACCGGCAGAGCGCGUUACGACUGAGUAAGGGAAGUCUAAAUUCCAAAUACUGACAUGUGUAGGGAAGACGUCAAUUUCCUAAGUCUGAAUCGCCCCCUUGGUGUUUGUCCUAUGGCCGGGUUAUCCCUGUCGUGAAUACUUGGAUACAUUUGUUGACCAUGGAAGGCGUCAGCAUGUAGGCGUCAAGUCUACUUUGGUUGACAUUGGUGUUUUGGUCACUAAGUUCGUGGUGCCGCGCUGGUGGAAUUAGUUUGGUAAAAAAAAAUGUGUUUCUGAUGUCUAUAAAGAGUUCAAGAACAGAAACCAAAAGCCUUCAUUUGUAGUGCACGUAUAGAGAUGUGGUCAAGGGGAAGUACUCUGGUCUUGGGCCUACGCAUUUAUAUUCUUGGCAACUUUUUUGAGUGGUUCUCAGUUUGUUCCACUCUUUGCUUUCACAUGGUAUUUUGUGUACAUUCACAUGUUACAGUCCACAUCCCCUUUAAUAUCUGGGUAUAUUUGUGAACAGCGUUUCUACAUUUCUACACUCUACUGCCUCAACUUAUUCAGUAAUAACAUUUUGGUGCAUUAUGCCUACCAAACACUACCGGUCUUGGAGAAGUCUGCUAAAAAUCUAUUUUUUUUUGCCGUAUCCUCUGCCACUGCCCUUGAGCAAGAAAGCUGUCUGUCUGGACUUGGGUUUGCAACAGGCUACCACCAAUCACUGUGUUUGGUCUUGGGCCACAUCCAUAUACAUUCAGUGCUUACACAUCCCAAUUUUACUGCCAUAGGGUAGCUUGGCUACAAAUAUGUUGAGGGGAAACGACCCUAAUAAAAUAAAUGCUUUUUAUUUUGGGCAGCGCUAAAUGGCUGGCUUUCGCUUGGAGUGUAUUCACAAAUCAUGCAAAGCCUUGCAAUGAGCUGAACAUUAAACAAAUACACUCACUCUGUUCAUAUGUCUGUUUACCCCACACUAAUGAUUGUUUAUUUAAGCAAUGACCUCACUCUAAUAGAGAUUAAAUCACUUCUGCUGUAGAGAUGGUAGUGCUGAACAUGAUACAAUUUGCUCUGUUAGUUAGGACUCUAAUGGGCUAUCCCUUUCAGUGAUAAAAUAUAAAUGGUCUCAAACCAGGCAAGAUCAUGUGUUAUCAGUUUGUCAGAAUGUUGCAGUCUGUUUUUUUUUAAAUGUUUCUCAAACUGGUCCUAACUGUUCCAUAGUCAUAUUUGUUCAAGCACAGUAAUACACCUGAUUCAACUAACCAGCGUACACUCCUAGAUGGAGGCAUCUUAAGAGCGUUGCGUUUAGUUCUUUGGCAGUGCACAGGCUAAGCUUUUGAUAUUCACGAUGCUGAAAACAUUUGUAGUUGGAAAUGUUCAUGCCAGUCUGAGCUCCUUGUAGUUCCCAUGAAGUUUCAACAGAGACAACAAGAUAAAUUAGGCUUAUGUGCUCUAGCAAAUGGGUGUUAUUGCAGGUUGAAAAGGGAGCCUUAUGAAACAUAGAAGAAUUCCUCUGAAGAAUUUCCCCUAAGGGUCUCCAGAAUUAGGUUGUCCCUUUGUGUGUGUGUGUGUAUUCUGGACCAAUGAGUAAGCCUGCUAACUCUCCAAAAUUGCUUGAAAUAACGUAAUAUUUUCAAGAAAUAGACUAAACGUAACAAGGUAUAAUUGACCUGGCAACAACAACCAAUAUACAAAUGUAACCCUCUUAAAUCAACCAGAAAAUCCAGAGUUAUAUUUGGCUGUUUAUCAAAGUUGGCGAUCUUACUUUAUAAUCCUGCUUUUUUGGAAUGGCUCGAAGAAUUCUCUAACAAUCUCUCCCACUCUACCCCCAUCGUAGGACCACAGCCGGUUUGUCAACUGCGUGCGUUUCUCUCCAGACGGGAACCGCUUUUGUACGGCUGGCGCUGAUGGUCAGGUGAGUCCGGCAGCUGCCAGAGCUGCUACAUGGUCAGGGACCCAGCAUCACUAAGGUUGUUUCAGAACCCACGACUGAUGCUAGAACAUUGACAGCCUAUUUGAAUUGUUAUAGAAACAGUUUUUGUUUUAGUCAAAUGUACACUCAACACUAUGUAUUUGGUCAGUGACGCUAACAUUUUAAAUGUGGCUCUAUACUCCAGCAUUUUGGAUUUGAGAUAGAAUGUUACAUAUUAGGCAAUAGUACAGAAUGUCACCUUUCUAUUUGAGGGUAUUUUCAUACAUAUCUGUUUUUAGAUAUGAAAGCACUUUAUUUGAAGAAUUCACUUACUGUAUUAAAGUAGGGAAGUUAAGCAUCUGGUCCCAUAUUCCUUACAUGCAAUGACUAUAUCACGCCUGUGACUCCACAAACUAGUUUGAUGCAUUUUCCGUUUUUUGGAUUAUGUUUUGCCCAAUAGGAACUGAAUAAUGUAUUGUCAUUUUGGAGUAAUAUUUUAUUGUAAAUAAGAUGUUUUUGAACACUUCUACAUUCAUGUGGAUGCUACCAUGAUUCUGAAUAAUAAUGAAUGAAUCGUGAAUGAGUGGGAAAGUUAGAGGCACAAAGAUCAUACCCUCCCCCCAAAAAUGCUAACCUCCCCUGUUAUUGGUAAUGUUGAGAGGUAAGCAUGUUUUGUUGUAGCCUCUAACUUUCUCACUCAUCAUUAUUCAUGAUUCUUUCAUGAUUUUUCUUAAUCAUGGCAUUAUCAGCAUAAUAAUUUAGAAGUGUUCAGAAACAUCUUAUCGACUCAAUUAGAAAGCAAAUUACUCCAGUCACCAUUCAGUUACUAUUGGGAAAAACAUAACCCAAAACAAACUGCAAAUGCAUCCGAGUUUGUAGAGUCAAAAGCUUGCUUUACUCAUUGCGUGCAAGGAAUUUGGGACCAAAUACAAAAUGUUUGAUUACUUUAUACACAAGUGAAUUUGUCCAAAUACAUGACUUCUUCAAAUGGGGGGACUAGAUGCAUAAAGUGCUCUCAUUUCUAAAUGCUAAAACAGAUAUGUAUGUAAAUAUCCUCAAAUAAAAGGUGACAUUCUGUACUGUCGCGUCAUGAAACAUUUGAUCUCAAAUCCAAAAUGCUGAAGUAUAGAGCCAAAAAAAUAAAUAAUGUAGCUUCACUGUCCAAAUACAUGCUGUGGAGUGGAAUAAGAGUACAGUAGAAAACAGCAGUGAAUUAGCACAUUUCGUCAGAUACAUUUCAGUGAAACCACAAUAAUUGCUGACUGUAGGGCAGUAGCAGGCACAUGUUUCUUCCUGAUGGUGAAAGGAAGCAAUUUUACCCUACAGUGCUGGUUCUUACUUGACCCUGUUUUCCUAGAUCUUCCUGUACGACGGAAAGACGGGCGAGAAGAUUGGCGCUCUGGGCGGAGCCAAGGCCCACGAGGGAGGAGUCUAUGCCGUAAGUAUCUCAAAAGCUUCUGUAGCGUUAUUAUUUUCCACGUCAACGUUCAACUCCGCCUUGUGGUUUGAAACAUGUAGUCAUUGAGUUUAUACUUUAGCCUGCAUAACUUGUCAGGCUCUACUGAUGAGGAGUGAACACCCAGUCCAGAUUAAAGUGGCCAUGUAGUCUUUCAGAGGGACUUGAAUGUAAACAAGCAAAAUGGAUGCUUUCCUUUUUAAAUUAGGAGUGCAAUGUAUUCCUGUGAAAAGAAGCAUUAACUAAAAGCAGGUUUACCUAGCUCAGUGGAGACCUUAGCACCCUCGAGUUAACCAAUCCUGUGAAUGGGUUAGGCAACUCGGGUGUGUCUAUACUUUAACAGAAAAGUUGGAUAAGACGGAAGUUUAUGAACUAGGGCCUUGUAACAAAAAGGGAGUAAUGUAGAGAUCUACGGGUCUUUAGCGAAGUCCAGCUGACCUUUUGAUACAGGAUGCAGUGAUGAGUAUUAAAACUAUCACCUGUAACAAAACGACGGGCACUACGGUAGAUGGCAUCCAAAUAUUUAAGAGUAGUAGCAGCUGUGCUUUGAUAAAUAAUAUCACCAUAAUCAAGAACAGAUAAAGGUUGACUGAAUAAUCUGCUUCCUACUGUUUAGAAAAAGGCACAAUCUGUUUCUGUAGGAAAAAGCCAACUUUAAAAAACCAGCUCAUCUGUUUUUAAAAAACAUUUUAUCCAUAUCAAUCCAAAUGCCUAAGUAUGUAUAUUCAGGAACACGUUCGAUUGGAGAACCAUCUGAGUGAACAUGUAGUACAUCUGAAACAUUCUUAUGAGAGUUUAAAAACAUGUAUUUCGUUUUUCCCAUAUUAAGCACAAGUUUUAAAUCGGCAAGGGAUUCCUGCAUAGGUAUAAAAUCUGUAGUUUUGACACAGCCAGAUAAACAGUCGGGUCAAUAGAUGAAGUUUACAACUUUUAACAGGUUGACCAAUGGUGUUUACAUAAAUAGUGAAGAGAACAGGUCCCAAGAUCCACCCCUGUGGUAUACGUUUAUGUACGGUACUUCAAUAAAUUCAGACUUAACCCUAUCAAUCACGAUGGCCUGAGAUCUGUCACUAAGAUAAUCAGGAAACCAUGAAAAGGCGUCAGAGCUCAGGCCUAUUGAGGACAACCUUUAUUCAAUAAAAUAGCAUGAUCAACAGUAUCAAAAGCUUUUGACAGGUCCACAAACAAAGCAGCACAUUUCAUUUUAGUGUCUAAAGCAUUGACAAGCUCAUUAACUACAGUGGUUGCUGUAAUAGUGCUAUGCCCAGGCCUAAACCCUGAUUUGGUUUAGUCAAAAUACAUUUCUCAGAUGAUAAAGAGCAAAGUUGUACAUUUACCAAGGAUUCAAGAAUCUUAGCUAGACAAGGAAGCCUUGAAAAAUGGGCGAUUUUUAAUUAUUAAUUUCACUACUAUCCCCGCCCUUAUGGAGUGGCACAAGCUAAUUUCCAUACUUUUUGAAUAUUUCCUGAUAAAUGUUAAAUAAAAAAAAUGGGGUUAUUGAGCCAACAAUGAUGGGCGCUGCACACUUAAACGGACCAGGAUCCAAUUGGUCGCCCCCUGUGGAUUUCUUGUCUAUUGUUAGCAAAGCAUCCAGGACGUAUUUUUCUGUAAAUAGUCAAAGCUUUAUUUAAAUAGUCCCCUAUCAGCAUCCAGUCCAAUAUCAUUGUCAACAGGCUUAAAGUUCUUUCAAAGAGAGCCCGCUAAAAUGAAAUUGUGAUUUUAAUGCAUCAAUGAUGGCAUUAAUUUUUCUGUAAUGAGGCCAGUGUCUGAAUUAAUUUGUUUUGGCAGAGGUGGAAGUAGAACCCUUCAGGGAUUUGACAGUUUUCCAGAAUUUAGCCGGGUUCCCAUUACAAUCCGAAAGAGCGGUUACAUAUUAAUCAGAUUUAGCCUUUCUGAUUGGUCUUACACAAUGAGUCCUCAGUCCCUUAAAAGCUUGCUAGUCCGGGCCUAAGCCUGUGUUCCUGGCCUUGACCCAAGCUUCAUCUCUUGGUAAAUAAAUAAAACAUAAUUACGGAUCUUGUGUACAUCACUGACACGCAGUCACUUAACACAUUAAAUUAUAUACAUAUUUGUGGAUUAAUUUACUUCUACUCGAUACCUCCAUUUGAUUUAUGUUUAGAGGUUUGGUUUUGAGCUUGAAGUCCAUAACAAAAAAAGUGGACACCGGUAGGAAAAUUGUCAUGCUUUCCCAGCUUAUACCACAAAAGAGAAACUGUAGCUGAACAGGUUUCUGCUGAAAGCACUGCUAACUGACAGUGAUUCGACGCCUCCCAUCUUUAACCCUGCGUCCACUCCUUCCCUCUGUUCUCCUCCAGGUGAGCUGGAGCCCCGACAGCUCUCAGCUCAUCUCGGCCUCGGGCGACAAGACGGUGAAGCUGUGGGACGUGGGCACCAGCACGGCCCUCACCACCUUCAACAUGGGCGCCGACGUCAUGGACCAGCAGCUGGGCUGCCUGUGGCAGAAGGACCACCUGCUCAGCGUCUCCCUGUCUGGCUACAUCAACUACCUGGACAAGAGUAACCCCGACCGGCCACUCCGCACCAUCAAGGUCAGCCAAUAGCUUCUUUCACACUACACGAUUUUCAGAGUAGUGUAAAAGCAGCUUAAAGGAGUUGGGGAUCCAGAGUCGGGGCUGGAGGGGGUGUUAAGAUUAGGGUAUUCUUUUUAAUUCUUUACAGACACGACUGGCAGGCUUUAUCUCCUGAUAUUGACGGACUGCCCAGAAACGGUCCCUAGCAGAUUUAUUAUCAUGAUGAGCACUCUACAAACAUUAUCUGUAUUACAAAAUCGUCCUUUUAAAAAUAUUCUCAAGCCACUUGUUACUCAACACAUGCAAGUAGCUCAGUAACAGGACAGAAGAUAGCAUACAAAUGGUUCUCGGCAGUCACCAAAAUUCAAUAGUUCAUAUGACAGUUUUCUGGAGACCACUGAAAUUGCUCAUUUGAUUUUUAAAUACUGAAAUCGUGUCCAAACUGAAAGUGUCACAACUGUGAUGGUUUUGAGUCAAACUGAAUGAAUGUUGUUCACCACUAACCAUUUGACUGUGUGCUAAACAAUAAGUCUCUCUUAUGAUGUGCCUUACAGGGUCACAGCAAAUCCAUUCAGUCCUUGACGGUUCACAAAAACGGGGGACGUUCUUACAUCUACUCUGGCAGCCAUGACGGGCACAUCAAUAUCCUUUCACUGGGAGGAGGGCAUGCUGUGUCAACACUGAGGCCUAUUAACGAUGAGCGGUGCUUUCAGUGGAGUCCAUUUUCCCCUGUGUGAAUGGGACUUACAUAAUGGGGGCUGAUUGGCAUUUGGAACAUGAGGCUAAAAAAUGCCCUCUAAAGUGCUAAUGGUCAAGGCCUUGUGUAUGCAGAAUCCAACAGCAUGAUUGGCACUUAUGAAGACUCACAUAAAAUCUAAUAGCCAUUUCUGCUUAUGUUUUAGUUCCCAUAACCACUGCUAAUGUCAUUGUCUGGGGUAAUUUAACAAGAGGCCCACACCACUAAUGUUAUGGUGCUAUGGUCCCUUGUGUUAAGUUAAGCCCAUGAUAAGAUCUGCUCCGCUGCCCUCUCCUGGUGUGUCAGACAUUCCUUAACCGUGGCCUCCACAUUACUGGGACGCGGAGACUGGGGAGAACAACGACUUCUCAGGGAAGGGUCACAGCAACCUGGUCACCAAGAUGGUGGUGGACAAUACUGACCAGCUGGUGACCUGCAGCAUGGACGACACGGUCCGCUUCACCAGCGUGACCAAAAAAGAAUACAGGUGGGUCCAGAAGCGUUCAACUUAGGUUAGAAGACCAGAAGCACACUUGGCAUAGUGUGUGAUUUGGGACUUAUCCUGAUAUGAGAUAAAAACACAUUUCACCAAACUCUUGAACGGCUUCCUAUGGAAUAUUUAUGUAGAAUUCCUCAGUUCUUUCUUAUCUGUAGUUAGGGUAGCUUUGUAAUAAUAAUACUGCCUGCUUUCAAGAUGAUUUUCACUUAUUCUCAUUGGGCAAGCUCGCGCAUUUGUGAUGUCAUACAUUAUGUUCAUUCAUAAACCCGGAGCAACAUCUAUAUUUGACACAUCCUUUGAUACCACACCAUUACAUUUUAUUAAAAGGGAAAGUACACGUUAAUAGUGAUCUAUUGACAUCAGACAUUGAGUUUUCCCCAGAGGACGUAAAGGUCCAUGUUAAUGAUGACACUGUUGUUUUGGCAGUGCUUCCAACCUGGUAAAGAUGGACGUCCAACCUAAACAUGUGUCGGUAGCAGCAGGGGGGCUCGCUUUGGCUGUGUGCAUCGGACAGGUAACCAAGUCAACUCCUGAUGUGUGCCCACUCAUCUGUCAUUCAGGCGUCAUAGUUGGAGUGUAUUGUAGUCAGGGUUGGGUAUUUAGUCAUGUUAUUCAUAAAUGGGUGACACAAUUGAAUUGACUGUCAGAAUGGGGCUGUGGCUUGUGUCUGUGCUAGAUAAUGUUAAUAUUGACUGUGUGGUGGUCCUCAGGUUGUGUUUUUGAAGGACAAGAAGAAGGUGUUCACGCUGGACAGUCUGGACUAUGAGCCGGAAGCGGGAGCCAUCCACCCAGGGGGCAGCACUGCGGCAGUGGGCGGGGCAGUAAGUCUCCAUAUAGCAACUUCAUUUGAACUGGAACUAUUAUCAUCAGUGUUGGAUCCGAAGUAGUAUUGGAUCAGAAAUAAUGGAAUUUCAAGAUCUAUUGGAUGAUGUCCUGUGUCAUAUUUCGUCAAGUAGUCUUCUGUUUACACACUUGCAUCGGGCACAAUGAAUCAUUGCUAUGAAACUCUUCAGAAUGUACUUUCUUAAAACUGCAUGCUAAAGUUAUUUAGGUGUGGGUCAGAUCGAACUAUAGAUUUCUCCCCUUGUCAUUGGCAUUUCUCUCCCUCCUCCCGGCAGGAUGGAAAGGUCCACUUGUAUUCUGUCCAAGGCAACACUCUGAAGGACGAGGGGAAGAGUGUGGAGGCCAAGGGGCCAGUCACAGACAUGGCCUACUCCAAAGAUGGUGCCUACCUGGCCGUCACUGAUGAGAAGAAGGUUGUCACAGUCUUCACAGUGGCAGACAAUUACUCGGUAUGCAGCCUCUCGCAUAUCCCUCUGAAGCAAAAUGUGCAAAAAAAAGUAUAAUUAACAUGUUCUUCCAUAUUCGCUGGCCUGAAUGCUAGAAUUAUACAUGUUUACAAGAAAUAUAUUCCUAAAGCCCAAUGAACAGCAAAUGCCAUUUGGGUUAAUUAAUAUCAAUCAGCGCUAGUGUAAUGCAUACAAUCAUACCAUCAAUUUGAUUGUGAGUGGAGACUUUUUAUUUUCCAUGGUGGAUUCUGCAUCAUUUCUAUUUAUCCCCCUCCGACAGGUCAAAAAUGAUUUUUAUGGACACCACGCAAAAGUAGUCACCUUGGCCUGGUCGCCCGACAACGAACACUUUGCCAGCGGUGGGAUGGACAUGAUGGUCUACGUUUGGACAGUGAAUGACGCAGACAAGAGACUGAAGAUCCCAGGUGAGGGCCAAAAUAGUAUUCAGUGAGCAGAGGCAUACACACACAAAGUAUCUGGAGUUCCCCUGUUGGGCUAUUUAAAGCCCCUGUGUAACCGUAUCCAGAUAUUUCAAACCAGCACUAUGGAAACUGAACGUGUUGCAUGGAUAAUGUGUCACCACUCGACUGGGAAGCGGUUUUAAACUCCAUCUCCUUUCCGUAGCAACCUUUUUAGAGCUGGUAGCUAAAUCUACCUUUUUGUGUAGGUAGUUAGAUUUUUGUCUGGACAACAAAAGCUAACAUUACAGUUUUCAGUGUCUCUGUGACAAAUGACAGCAUCUAGUCUUUUAUUACCAUUGCUGCAGAAUCUUGCAGAAUUUCUCCAAAAUGUCCCUAAAAUGAAUUAUAUUCACCACCACUAGACGGCAGUAGCCUAUUCAGUCAGUCAGCAUUAUUCCUUCCUGCUCUGCAGGAAGACAUUCAAAAUGCUCAAUUUUCAGUGGAAAACACAUACUGUAUAUUCACACCCAAUUCUAAAAUGUUAGUCUUAUGACAUCUCUUGAUAACUAGUCUUUUGCCCCCUUUUGCUGUAGUGUCACAUUGAAAUGACUGUGGUGUCACUGUGAAAUAAAUGACUGUUCUCCCAUCCCUUUCCACAGAUGCCCACAGGUUGCACCAUGUCAGUGGCCUGGCCUGGAUAGAUGAGCACACUCUAGUGACCACCUCCCAUGAUGCCAGCGUCAAGCAGUGGACUCUUAAAUUCUGAUCUGCACAAGACCGGAUCAUUCGGGACAAGGACUACUGUAGACCGCUCUCUCCCUCUUACUUCCUGUAUCUAAUUGAUGGUCUCUUGUCAGCAACCCCUGAAAUUGUCAAUUGUCUAUCAUUGUAGGGAAAAGCUCAUAUUUAAAACAGUCCCAAUGCUGUUUUAUUCUUUGAUGCUUUAAAAUAGUUAACUAAUGCACGAACAAAAAAAGAGGACUCAAAUAGCAGCACUUGAUCUCUUGAGCUUUUCUGAUCAAGAAAAACAAUUUAAGCUCAACAUUCCAGAGGCAACAGCCUUAUCUCAGUUCAAACUGAAAUGCCUGUGUGUGGUUGGAGGGUCAUUUCAUCUCAACUCAGGGAAUUAAAUGAAAUUCAAUUUAUGAAUUGAAAUAAAAAGUCCUUAUUGAAAAUAAUGGAGGUAUAUUUUAGUUACAUUCCUGAAUGGUGUUGAGAAUGAAUGGCCCUCCGACUGUGCUUGCCUGUUAGUUUAUGUUUUCAGUCGAGGUUGUUACCAUUUGUAUGGGGGUGGGUAUUUAGCAGUUUUUUUUUCUCAUCUUUCUUUGACAACUAAAUUAUGUAGUCAUUCACAAUUUCUAGUUGGAACAGAUGUGGUUGGUAGAGCAAUAAUAGGAACUUUAAACAAAAAAGAAAUUAAUCAUGUAUACAAUCUAAAUGCUGUGUAUUCAAAGAGGCUCCUGUACUGUUGCCGUGUUUUUGUUUUGGCUCACGAUGCUCCCACUUUUUUCUAAGGGUGGAUAUGAUUCAUAAUAAUAUUAAUUACAAUAAAAAUACUUUUUUAUGCAUUUCUAGCAACUCAUGUCCAUUUCGUGCUACCCAUGUUUAAUGCUAACUGUGCUUGUUUUCAUCUCAUUACCAGGAGGGUAAUGGGUAACAGUUACUGGGCUAAUCAAGGGGAUAUACAUUUACAUUUUAGUCAUUUAGAAGACGCUCUU